UCAGAUCAUGCAGCCAGCUGAGACAUGGUCUUUGUUUGAGGCUUCCCAGAAUGCAACUUUAAUGGAUGGACUUUGCCUUGUCACUGAGUCAUCAGAGGAUGUGACCCCUGUAGCAAUUUCUGUGACUAAUGGUCCAGAUCGAUCACGCGGUGUCUUGGAGGUGUCAGACCGGAUGUUUUGUUCUGCCUGCUUGAAAUCCUUUGACAGUCGAGAGGAGCAGACCGAGCAUUAUCGCCUUGAUUGGCAUCGCUUUAACCUAAAGCAGCGACUGCUGGGACACCGGAUGCUCACGGCUGAAGAAUUUGAGGCAAAGACUCAAGCAGGUGAUGUCUCUAGCAUUUCGGGUUCCGAUUCCAGCGAUCCUGACUCAGACAGCGAGCCUGACUCCCUGUCUUGCCAAGGCAGAAGGAGCAGCUCUCCGAGGACGUCACCUUAUCCACGUUCUCAGCGAGUCCUGUUCAGAAAUUCCCAAGGCCAGCUCCUCUCAGUCUACCGUUGUGUACUGAACACUACGAAGGACAGUGUGGGAGAACCCGGAGAGCUCGUGGCUUCCCUUCAGAGACAAAGCCCAGGCACUUCCUGGGUUAUCCUGAUGGCUGGUGGGGGACACUUUGCAGCGGCUGUCUUUAAGGGGAAUGAAGUAUUGGUGCACAAGACUUUCCACAGGUACACAGUGCGAGCCCGCCGAGGUACAGCCCAAGGGGUGCAGGAUGCUCAGGGAUCUAUGCCAAAAUCUGCUGGGGCUUCCCUACGGCGCCACAAUGAGUCUGCCUUGCUUAAGGACAUUCAGGAGCUGUUGGCCAGCUGGGCAGGGCAUUUACAAGACACAGAGUGCAUCUUCCUCCGUGCCCCUCGCGCCAACCGAGCCCGCUUCUUUGGCAGUAGAAAUGGCCCUCUUCAGCAAAAUGAUCCCCGAAUCCGAGGCAUUCCUUUCAGCACCCGGAGAGCUACCUUCCAUGAGGUGCAGCGGGUGCACAAAGCUCUGAGCAGUCUGCAAGUGUAUGGAAAGGACACAGCCGUGGAAGAUCUUAUCGGCUCUGCUCGCAAGACCUGGAGAAAAAUAGUUGAUCGGGAAGAACCAUCUCCACAACGUCAAGCUUCCCCCACAAGGUCAGAAGACGACAAAGAAAAAGAAGGGGAAGAAAGUCCAUCAUAUCAGUUGGAGUUUGCAGAGGUUACGCUGAGUACUUUGGACUUGCGUGAAUUUGAAAUGGCACCAAAACGGAAUCGGAAGACGAGAAGGAAAAAAACAAAAGCCCUGACAGAGUCCUGCGGGGGUGCUGAAGUGUCUAAGACCUUAUUGUUGAACAGAGAGGAGUCAACUGAAUCCCAGGAAUGUUUGGAGCCUCAGGGAGCUCCCAGCAUACCCGUGGAGGAUGUCUUGUUCACAGCCUGCAAGAUGGGAGACCUGAAGACGCUGCAGCACCUUUUGGGGAUGGCUGAUGGGGGAGCACAGGAGGGAGAAGAGUGUUGCAGCAGCAACCUGUACCGUUGGCUCAGUACACCCCUGGAUGAGAACGGCUGGACCCUUUUGCAUGUGGCGGCAGCAGCGGGGAGGAGUGCUGUCGUGCGUUUGCUGUUACAGGCUGGGGCUGACCCUGCUGUCAGAGACAAGCAAGAACGGCCACCAUAUUGCGUGUCUGCUGACAAGCAAACUCGUAAUGAGUUCCGUAGAUUCAUGGGCGAGCAACCUGAAAAGUAUGAUUACAUCCAAGCCCAGGUGCCUGGACCGCUAACAGCUCAGAUGGAAGCCAAGCAGGCUGAGCGUCGCCGAGCACACAAGGCCCAACGGAAACAGCGUGAGAAAGAAGAACGAGAGUCACAGCUGCUGCUGAAGCAAGAGGAGGAUGAAAAAAGGCGCUUUGUCCUGUUGAGUGACCGUGAAAAGCGAGCUCUGGCAGCGGAGAGGAGACUUGCUGCCCAGUUAAAAGACUCCACUGCGACUAUGACCAAUACCAGACGCUGCUGGUUGUGCGGUGAGUCACUGCUGGGCCGUAUUCCUUUCCAUUACCUGGACUUCUCCUUCUGCUCAACAAACUGUCUGCAAGCACAUCGGAAAGGGAAGACUAUCCAGUCUUAGCUCAGGCUGCAGGGAGAGGAGGAAGCGUGCUAUCAUGCCUUUACUGAGUAGCUGUUUCCAUUGCGUCCCCUCCACUGAAGAAGCUAACUAAGAAAACCACUGCCACUCAUCAGUGGUGCCUGUUCUUCCAUGAGGCAUCAAGUUCAAAUCGGGUGCUGUUACAAGCCCUUCCUGAGGUUGGCGCAUAAGCAGCCUUUUCAAUGUGAAAAAGUCCUGUUUUGAAAGAAAAGCCACUUCCUACUGUUAGCUCCAAAUACAGUAAAAUUAGGACAAUUUUCCUAUGGAUGUAUGCGCUGUGAUCACGUCACUGAAAAGAUGGCUGCUGGAAGUCUGGUUCUUUUGCCGUGUUGCGUUUUUAUAAUCUUAUCACUUUGCACAUUGCAAAACAUGAGUUUUGGGUCAGAAUAAAACUGUAGUCCUUUU
This is a messenger RNA of Heteronotia binoei (common prickly gecko), 2503 nucleotides long. It is a transcript of the gene ANKZF1, whose product is annotated as ankyrin repeat and zinc finger peptidyl tRNA hydrolase 1. The transcript has 15 exons. Gene Ontology annotation, molecular function: protein binding. The coding region runs from base 8 to 2080 and encodes 690 amino acids. The record is from RefSeq and is a predicted model, not a curated record. NCBI's taxonomy places the organism in Eukaryota, Metazoa, Chordata, Lepidosauria, Squamata, Gekkonidae.